GGCAGAUAGCUAAUCAAUUGAAAGGAAAAACUGAAAAAGAUGAUGUUUGCAUAUAUCCGGAGUUCUUAUAAAUUCUCCUUCUUCAAAUCCUAUGCAGAUAUGGAAGGAAAGGCAGAAGCUGUUGAGGUUUCACCCCUCCUUCAGGAGAAGCACCAACCUGCGGAAAUGAAAGAGACCGAAACUGAGAUUGCGAAGAAAACUUCUGGCGAAGAAGUAAAUGCUGGAGACAAGCUGAAGGAUUCAGUGAAGAAACCGAAGGAAGCUUCCAAACAGAAUCCAUGUAAAGCAACAAAUCACACCAUUCCUCGUCCGUUUCUUUUGGCUACGGAGAAAAGAAUGUCGCGGGAAAGAAGGGCAUCGGUCGACUUUUCGUUUAAUGAGGAAAAGAGAUCGCUGACAAGGGAAAGACGGGGUUCUCUGGAUUUCAACGAAAUGCAGCAGCGGAAAUUAUCCAAAUCAGUCAGUUUAAACAAGGCUCAAUUAUCAUCCACUUCUGCUGGUUCCAUUGCCAAAAGAAGCGCAGCACCUAAAGUUUCGAGCAACAAACUCUCUGACAAGAGUAAUGGGAUGAUCAAGGGAGAGGAUCGAAAGCACACUUUGGUCAAGCCUAUCAAGAAGAAUGUAACCGAGGGAGCGAGUACUGGAGCACUUGGGAAGAGCUCCACAUUCAAAGCAUUGCCUUUGCCAAGCUUCUACCACAAGAACGACUCAGCCACCUCGAAACUCACUACGAAAAGGGAACCGAAGAUGACCGCGUCCAAGUCUCCUUCAUUAAGCCAACCAAGCAAAGCUAACAAAACCGUGGAAGACAAACAGAAGAAAGUUUCGGCUUCAAGGGCAAUAGGCAACAGGGCGAAGGAGACCAUAAACAGGAUGCUCAGAAGCACACAGAAGGCACUGAAUCCAUCCAAAGAGACGGCAAAAAUGAUUGCCGCUACUGCGUGAUGACGUCGUAAUUAAUUUGUGUAUUCCUAUAUGGAUUCUCUGUUUCAUCCAGAGUCUGUGUUUCGUGAGAUCAUGUCCUCAGAAAUAUGCCCGUGUCUUUUGUGUGAUGCGUUUUCUAUGUGCUAAGAGCAGUACUCUAGUGGCUAUGUAGUCCGGAUAAUUUUACAGUCCCAUUGAACUAUAUCUUUCGUUGUUUU
Molecule: messenger RNA, 1142 nt
Organism: Punica granatum (pomegranate)
Lineage: Eukaryota; Viridiplantae; Streptophyta; Magnoliopsida; Myrtales; Lythraceae
Source: RefSeq, a predicted model, not a curated record